Molecule: messenger RNA, 441 nt
Organism: Gekko japonicus
Lineage: Eukaryota; Metazoa; Chordata; Lepidosauria; Squamata; Gekkonidae
Product: interleukin-24-like
Exons: 4
Coding region: 1-441 (146 amino acids)
Source: RefSeq, a predicted model, not a curated record
AUGGGUCCUUUCACCUGUAUUGUCCUUCUUUCAUUUCUCUGUGGUACGAUUGUGACAAAAGAACGCAAAAUACUCCAGUUUGGCCAAUGUGAAUUGAGUGGAAUAUCUUUCCGCGAACUAAGGGACUAUUUUGGUGAAAUCAAAGAAACUGUACAAACCCAGGAUAACAGGACUGAUGUGAUACUUCUGAAGGAAAGUGUCCUGCUAGGAAUUCCAGUUUCAGAGAGUUGCUGCUUACUCCGCCACCUGCUGAGAUUUUACAUCGAAAGUGUUUUCAAAGCAACAAGCAACUUGUUAAGAAGGAAAACCAGCCCCUUAGCAAACACCUUUGUUCGCAUUAAGACUACUUUGAGACAGUGUCUUGAUAGCAAUAUAGCAGCAAUCAAAGCUGUGGGAGAGAUGGACAUUCUGUUUGCCUGGAUGAGAGACAUCAACAAUUAA